UCGGCCCCGGCAAGAUGGCGGCGCCCUUGGAGCUCAGGUGCUGGGGAGGCGGCUGGGGGCUCCCGUCGGUGCACAGCGAGUCCCUGGUGGUGAUGGCUUACGCCAAGUUUUCUGGUGCACCCCUGAAAGUCAAUGUCAUAGAUAACACCUGGAGAGGUUCAAGAGGAGAUGUACCAGUUUUGACAGCUGAAGACAGUAUUGUUUCUCAGCCGGCAAAAAUACUAAACUUUUUAAGAAAACAGAAAUAUAAUGCCGAUUAUGAACUGUCAGCAAAACAAGGGGCAGAUACACUAGCUUACAUUGCUCUCCUCGAAGAGAAGCUUCUUCCUGCAGUGCUUCACACAUUCUGGGUUGAGAGUGACAAUUACUUUACUGUGACAAAGCCAUGGUUUGCUUCACGAAUGCCUUUUCCCUUGAGUUUGAUCCUGCCUGGAAGAAUGUCUAAGGGAGCACUGAAUAGGAUUCUCCUGACCAGGGGAGAGCCUCCCCUCUACCACCUCCGAGAUGUAGAAGCUCAGAUAUACAGAGAUGCCAAGGAGUGCCUAAAUCUUCUGUCAAACAGACUGGGAACAUCUCAGUUUUUCUUUGGAGAUACGCCUUCUACUUUGGAUGCCUAUGUGUUUGGUUUUCUCGCACCUCUUUAUAAAGUACGCUUUCCUAAAGUUCAGUUACAAGAACAUUUGAAACAGCUCUCCAACCUGUGUCGCUUUUGUGAUGACAUCCUAAACAGUUAUUUUAGGCUUAGUCUUGGAGGCAUCUCUCCUGCUGGACAAGAAACGGUAGAUGCAAAUCUGCAGAAACUCACACAACUUGUAAAUAAGGAAUCCAACUUGAUUGAAAAGAUGAGGAAACUAAGGCACAGAGAGGUUACGUCAUUUGCCCAAGGUCACGCAGCUUACUAAUGGUAAGUAAGUAAUCAGGGAUUUAAACUCAGAUGAUGUGGCUUCAGAGUCCAUGUGCUUAAAUUAACCUCUACACCAACUGUUAUUCUUGGUAUCUCUUUUUGAUUCACCCCUGAUAAACUCUCAUCCAACUUAUCAGAUGUGUAAGCAGUCCUACCUCCAAAAAUGCCCUAAAUCCAUCUACUUCUUUCCAUCAUAGUUGCCAUCACCCUAGCCUUUUUCCGAGGCUGUCAUAUUUCCCUGGAGAUCUCCAAUUCCACUCUUGUCCUUCCCACCUCCCUCAACUCAGCAUCCCUAGUCAUUCUUCCCAAAGAAGCCAGGUCUUAGCUUGAAUGUAAUUUUUUUUUUUUCCUGAGAAGCCUCCCUUGAUUCCCAUAAAUGAAUCACAUCCUCUCAAUUAUCCUUUCUCAUAUCACCCUAUUCAUUUCUUUCAUGGUAAAUUUCAUAAUUGAUAAUUAGACAUUUGUGUCUUUAUUUUUUAAAGCUCCAUGAGAACAAGGAUUUUGUUUUAUUUUCCACUGUCUACCCAGUGCCUAGCACAGACCUUAGCCCAUAGUAGGCAUUUAGUAAUAUCUGUGAAUGGAUGGAUGGAUGAGUGACUAAUAUUAAGAAGUGACUAACUUUUAUGUGUUAUAAUGAAAGUACGGUUUCACUUCUUUAUAAUGAACUAAUGGGAGGAGGCUGUAUGAAUUACUGAAAAAUAU
Molecule: messenger RNA, 1606 nt
Organism: Lagenorhynchus albirostris (white-beaked dolphin)
Lineage: Eukaryota; Metazoa; Chordata; Mammalia; Artiodactyla; Delphinidae
Gene: MTX3
Product: metaxin 3
Exons: 9
Coding region: 15-902 (295 amino acids)
Biological process (GO): mitochondrion organization
Cellular component (GO): SAM complex
Source: RefSeq, a predicted model, not a curated record